AUGAAAAAUUAUACCGCGCACAAACCAGUUUUGUUCGACCCGAGCGUCCCCUACGAUCCGCUAGAAAAAUCAGAACGAAUUUCCCUAUUCACAGAUCAAGAAACGCUGGUCACUACAUACCCUAACAAAUGUAUAUCCAUCUCGCUCUUGUCCACAGCGAAAACGGCGAUAGAACGAAGUGGAGGGUCUCAUGCAUAUGAUUAUCGGAUGAGAAUGAUGGAAUAA
Leptosia nina is the source of this 225-nucleotide messenger RNA. Lineage: Eukaryota; Metazoa; Arthropoda; Insecta; Lepidoptera; Pieridae. The record is from the annotation of a GenBank genome assembly.